Oryzias latipes (Japanese medaka) is the source of this 1801-nucleotide messenger RNA. NCBI's taxonomy places the organism in Eukaryota, Metazoa, Chordata, Actinopteri, Beloniformes, Adrianichthyidae. The record is from RefSeq and is a predicted model, not a curated record.
UUGAUGGUUGCUUAAAAAGUUUAAUCAAUAUGAUUACUUUUAAUGUUGUUACUCAGCUAUUGGUUUAUUUUGCAGCCUGAAUCCUUUUGUUCUAAAGAAUGUCCUGAUGGAUAUAUGAAAAAACAGGAAGGAGUCCACAAAUGCUGCUUCAGUUGUACAAUCUGUCCCAAAGAAACUUACCUGAACACUACAGAUCCUUAUAAGUGCAUCAAAUGCAAGGACACAGAGUGGUCUGCAGAGGGGAGUACAACAUGCAAUAUACGGCAGCUGGAUUACGUAAAAUUCAGCGAUCCUGUGGCAAUAGGUAUCAUGAUUGGGACCAUCAUCUUAUUGGCCUUCAUUGUAGCCAUAUCUGUUCUCUUUGCCCUCAACUACAACACACCGGUUGUCCGAUCUGCUGGAGGUCCAAUGUGCUUCCUCAUUUUAGGAUGCCUCAGCCUGUGCAGCAUCAGUGUUUUCUUUUUCUUCGGUGAGCCCAGUGUUGCGUUUUGUGUCUUAAGGUAUUUUCCAUUUCUGUUGUUCUAUACUGUUUGUGUGGCGUGUUUUUUUGUGCGCUCCUUUCAAAUUAUUUGUAUUUUCAAAUUAUCCGAAAAUUUUCAUAAUAUCUCUGGGAUUUGGACUAAAUAUAAUGUACACUGGAUGUUUAUUUCUGCUGCAUUUUUGCUCCAGGCCAUUUUACUUAUCAACCGUUUUUCCCUUGACCCCCCAAAACUAUUCAAACAUAAAUUUUACUUUGACAGAAUUAUACUGGGCUGUGAGCUUAAUACAUUUGUAGAUGGCUCACUCAUCUCAUUUAUUUUAAUAUUUCUAAUGAUUUUUCUUAGUUUAGCAGGAAAGAACUUUCCAAAAAAUUACAAUGAAGCCAAAACAAUAACCAUUUCUGUGUUAUUGCUGAUCGUUAUCUGGGUUAGCUUUUCAACUUUGAAUAAUUUUGCUGAUGUAAAGUUCAUUGAUGUUAGUCAUGCUGUGGCAACACUCUUAAGUCUUUACUCUUUUCUACUUGUUUAUUUUUUUCCAAGAUGUUACAUAAUCAUUUUCAAACCUGAAAAAAAUACUGAGCAGUACUUUCAAGAUGUCAUUCAGUCCUAUACCAGAUCAAAUAGCCAGUAAUUAUAAAUGCACAACUCUGAGUGGUUGUUGACAUGAAGCUCAUGGCUUUAAGCCUUCUGAGUACCUUUAACUUUAGAAUUUAGACUUUUUUCUGCUAACUGUUGUUCCCAUAUCGGUUUAUCCCUUCAGGGGUUGCCACAGCAUAUCAGAUUUGCAGGUGGUUUGCAGAGAUUUUUACACCAGAUGGUAGGUAGGCUCAUGUUAGGUACAUGGUAGGUACAUAAGUGUACCUACAUAAGUGUUUAGACUCAUUUUACUCACUUUGCGUAUAAUUUCUUGUGUUCUUUGUUUUGUUUUCAAUUUUUAAUCAUUUCAAAUAUAAUAAAUCUCUGUAGCUUCAUCUAUAGUAUAUUGAUUGAUUUACAAUAAAAAAAAAUAUGAGCCACAUAUGUAUUCACAUAAUAACCUGUAUACCUUAAAAACGUUUUCAACAUUUUUUUUGUCAUAUCUGCCUGCUGAUUAACAUCUGUAACAUAAGAAAGAUAAGUGUUCAUUUAUCAUUUUGUUGAUCUACUUUUGUCGAUUAAAUUGUUUUUUAUUUUUUUGUCAGAUAAAGCAAAUGUGACACACUCAAUAUAUACGAAAAACCGUUUUUGUGUUGGUUAAGGUACCGUUAGUUGGAGGUUUAUGCCCACCAUACACAUGAACUAUUGUUUUUUUGGGAAUAAAUUAGAAUACAGGAAUAUACAGA